AAAUGAAGUAUAGAAAUAAAAUUUAAUAGUUACAAACAAUAAAGUGCUCACAGAAAAAUAUAUUUAUUUACGAAAUGGACAUAAUAAAAGCUGAAAUUGCUAGAAAGCGAAAAUUACUUGAGGAAAAGCAACUUGUGGACGAUAAGAAGAAAUAUUUCAAACGUGGUGAACUCAUUGCUAAGAACACAGAAGAAAUUCUACAAAAAGUUGGUUAUAAAAAGCAAGAAAGUCGCGAGGAAGACCAAGUUCAGGAAGGACACUACAGCUAUGUCUCGGACGGACAAAAUAUACUACCACGCUCGGAAGUCAUACGUCGUUUGCGAGAACGUGGCGAACCUAUACUUAUAUUUGGUGAAACAGAAUCGGACGCGUUCCAUCGUUUGCGCCAAUGCGAAAUAUCACAGCCUGAAACCAAUCGUGGAUUCCGUAAUGAUUUCCAGGAGGCUAUGGAACAGGUAGAUCAAGCAUACUUGCAAGAAAUGUUUGCCAACACACCAACCGCUAAAGAGGAACAAAAGUCCGAUCUUGCCGAAUUAGACGAGACAGUCUCAUGGGAGAGCAUAAAAGAGAGUGCCAUUAAAAUGGGACGUGGAAACAAAGAAUACGAUAUGGAUGUUAUAAUAACUUUACUCACGUUUUUAUUAAAAAUGUGGAAUGACCAAAUUGCUUCGUACUCAAAACAGGAAAUUAUGUCUACCAAAACCAAAAUGGCUCGUGUAAUCUUCACACAGACCCGUGAGUAUGUCAAACCGUUAUUCCGCAAGCUGAAGCAUCAUACGCUGCCCGAGGAUAUAUUGGAUAGUUUACGUGACAUUUGUAAGCGCCUACUGAAUCGUGAUUACAUUACGGCGAGCGAUGCUUACCUAGAGAUGGCUAUAGGCAAUGCACCCUGGCCUAUCGGUGUGACUAUGGUGGGUAUUCACGCACGUACCGGACGUGAAAAGAUUUUCUCCAAAAACGUAGCGCAUGUAAUGAACGAUGAAACACAACGAAAGUACAUACAGGGCUUAAAACGAUUGAUGACUAAAUGCCAAGAGUACUUCCCAACUGAUCCCUCAAAAUGUGUAGAGUAUGUAAGCAAAAAAGAUCGCAUAUAAACAGCAACAUUCUAAAUGCUCUUACACUCACAAAUGUUUAUUUAAUUUGCUAAAAUGUAAGAUUAGUUGUAAUUAUUCAAUAUACACUCAAUAAAGGCUUGCAAAUCUGCAUUAUUAUUUUUAACUAUAAA
Messenger RNA from Zeugodacus cucurbitae (melon fly), 1228 nucleotides. It is a transcript of the gene Prp18, whose product is annotated as pre-mRNA-splicing factor 18. Gene Ontology annotation, cellular component: U5 snRNP; U4/U6 x U5 tri-snRNP complex; U2-type post-spliceosomal complex. Gene Ontology annotation, biological process: generation of catalytic spliceosome for second transesterification step; RNA splicing. The coding region runs from base 75 to 1097 and encodes 340 amino acids. The record is from RefSeq and is a predicted model, not a curated record. NCBI's taxonomy places the organism in Eukaryota, Metazoa, Arthropoda, Insecta, Diptera, Tephritidae. The transcript has a single exon.